This is a messenger RNA of Xenopus laevis (African clawed frog), 1946 nucleotides long. RefSeq names its product atonal bHLH transcription factor 1 L homeolog (gene atoh1.L). The transcript has a single exon. The record is from RefSeq and is a predicted model, not a curated record. Bases 112 to 903 code for a protein of 263 amino acids. Gene Ontology annotation, molecular function: E-box binding; DNA-binding transcription factor activity, RNA polymerase II-specific; DNA-binding transcription factor activity. Gene Ontology annotation, biological process: system development; positive regulation of transcription by RNA polymerase II; animal gross anatomical part developmental process. Lineage: Eukaryota; Metazoa; Chordata; Amphibia; Anura; Pipidae. Gene Ontology annotation, cellular component: nucleus; perikaryon; axon.
CGCAGCAACCGGAGAGGAGUUUUGAGCACGCGACUCGUGUGUGUCUGUCCGGAGAGCACUGCCCCGGGGCCACUCUGCGCACUUGUCGGGACUUAUUCGCACUUACCUGUCAUGGCCCGUCUGCUACACGGCGCUGCUACUGCCGCUGACUGGUGCGAGCUGAAGGAGCUUCCAUCCGAGGCCGGGCUCUUGGCCAGAGAUUACCUACUAGACAGCAGCGACCCCCGCGCCUGGCUCUCCGCCACUUCCCUGCAAAGUCGCCCUGAGUACGUGCUGCACCCCCCGGGCCGGGCGCACAAGGUGCGGGAACUGUGCAAACUGAAGGGGCUGCGGGAUGAUGAUGAUGAGGAGGAGGAUGAUGAGGAGGAGGAAGAGAGAUCCGAGGGGCUGUGCAGACACAGGGGUCCCCCUGGCAAGGGCCCUGGUGGGGUUCAGAAGCAGAGGAGACUGGCAGCCAAUGCCAGGGAGAGGAGGAGGAUGCACGGGCUCAAUCAUGCCUUCGAUCAGCUCCGUAAUGUCAUCCCUUCCUUCAAUAACGACAAGAAACUCUCCAAAUACGAGACCCUGCAGAUGGCUCAGAUCUACAUCAACGCCCUGUCCGACCUGCUGCAGGCGCCCCCCGACUCCAGAGAUCCCCCCUGCCCGCCCACCUACCAACUGCAUUCGGGGCCAGAGCCCAGGUUAGGCCAGUCUGGCAGCUGCAUGAGAUUCUCCGGAGACUUCCCCGGACAGUCCCCUCUCAGCUUCCAAUUCCAGGAGGGAGCUGCUCUUUCCCAGAAGGGAAUAGGAUCUGCCCCAUCUUCAUCUUCGGGAGAAGACAGCAAGACAUCGCCAAGAUCUCAUCGGAGUGACGGCGAAUUCUCCCCUCAUUCGCACUACAGCGAUUCAGACGAGACCAGUUAGACGCACAGACACUGGGACUCAUCACAGACGCUCAUAUGUCUUCCACAAUCUUGGUGCGCUGCACAAAGACUACCCGAUCGAAUUUUCAGCAAACAGGCGUCAACUAGACACCACUUUUUUGACUUUUUCCCAUUUGGGAAUGUACCAGUCUCAAACUUUCUUAGUAGAACGGGUAUGGGGUGGGAGCCAUUAGAAUUAUGAAUAGCCAACCUGCCAUUCUGGCCUGUUGAACUACAACUACCAGCAUCCCGUGACAGCCAAAGGCUAGCGUUGGAUCCUGGGAAUUGUGGCACAACAGCAGCAGCUGAAAAGACUGGAAUGUUUGUCACUUCUGGUCAACAAGGUGUGAUUGCCAUUAACCCUUGCAUUGCCAGGAAGGUCUAAACAACCUGCUCCACACAUUACCUGGCACUGAAUGGGUUACACGUUUUGUAUCUUAAAUAUGUAUUCUGUUUUGCAUAGCCUGCGACAUUUCCCUUGGCUGUGCCAAGUCGCACGGUGCCUGUCCUUUAAUCUUGUUUCUUCAGCCCAAAUUAAAUGAGUUAAUGCUUGCCACCUCUCUGCAUAAUGAAAUGUAUCCUGACUGCCUAUUGCAACGUCUUCCAGGAAAAAAAUUUUUAAUGGCAUCUGACCCAACAUAUUGUAAAUAUUCGCUGCCUUCCCGUGUAAAUAACUGAGAUAUCCUAGUUUUUUAUACUUUAUAUAGCGUCAUGCGACACUGCACUUUAAUUACCAGCGAUGGCAAAAGAAUUACGUGAACCACAGACAGAGGGAAAUAAAUAUAAUUCAGUCUGCCAAUCUGCAAACAAGGUUUUUUUUUAUUUUAGUUAAGCCACUUAUUUAAUGAUUCUGAAUUCGCAAAGGGGAGGGAAAUUGGUUGUGUCAAAAAACUGUUUAUGUCUCUAUUCUUUGGCUUGUGAUUUUUAGAUAAUUAUUUAUUGUUGCGUUUGCUAAGUUUUCCUCGUUUUUUUUUUUUUUUACUUUUUCUAUGAAAAAAACCUUUUUAAUUUGAAAUUUAGCACCAUACACUGCAAUUGUUUAUU